UAUCACUCUAGUACCUGUUUUCCAUCUAAGUAUCUUCGUGUCGCGUCUUCGCCCUGCGAGGGCGGGAUCUGGCAAUUUAGAUAUGUGAGCCUGCUACUAUCGAGUGCUCCACAUUUUGUCUAGAACACGGAAAAGCGGACCGCCAACACUGGCAAAAUAUGAACUUCCACCAAGUGCGUAGCAGCCUGCGCACUUCGUACAUAACGGACCCCUAUUCGCUGCUGAUCCACUACAAGCGAGCAUUUAAACUGCUGAAGCUGGUCAGGGAUAACGCGGGGCGCAUACUGGUGUUAGGCAACCGCAACCAUUUUGGCGUGAACUGGUUUGCUGGGUCACCAGCAGCCGGUACGAGUAACAGCUCAAAGACUCUCGCACCGUCGUACAAGCACUGUCCACGCGUGGACGAGCAAACGAUCGCAACCGCGACCAAGGACUUCUCCCUGAUUCUGUGUCUCGACCCAAUUUUGUUCGCGAAGGCACUGCACCGAGCAAACUUGCCUGUUAUGAUGGUUGCAACCGCGAAGGAGCUUCACGACCACCCGGAGAUUCUGCAAGUGACAGACUAUCUUCUCCCAUCUGCGAGUUCAAAGCACGAUGCUGCACUGGGAGAGCUCAUUCGACAGCAAGUAGAUCAAUGA
This is a messenger RNA of Amoebophrya sp. A120, 638 nucleotides long. Lineage: Eukaryota; Dinophyceae; Syndiniales; Amoebophryaceae. The record is from the annotation of a GenBank genome assembly.